GGGACUCCAGGCCCCUUCACAGAGUGCCUCGAUUUCCCAGACUACAUUGCUCGUUGUGGAUCCGCCAUAUUGCCUUCGUCUAAACGCGCUGGCUGGAUCGGUUCGUAUCCACAACUGAAAAUUGUCGCAGUGAUGACUCAGACAGUUCAGACCAAUGGGGUCCAGCCCCUCAGUAAGACCUGGGAACUGAGUCUGUAUGAGCUACAGAGAACUCCACAGGCACAGGAGGCUAUAACGGAUGGACUGGAGAUAGCAGUGUCGCCCAGGUCCUUGCACAGCGAACUAAUGUGUCCUAUCUGUCUGGACAUGCUGAAGAACACAAUGACAACCAAAGAAUGUCUGCACCGCUUCUGCGCUGAUUGUAUUAUUACAGCUUUGAGAUCUGGAAAUAAAGAGUGUCCUACCUGUCGUAAGAAGCUGGUGUCCAAGAGGUCGCUGCGUCCAGACCCCAAUUUUGAUGCUCUGAUUAGUAAGAUUUAUCCCAGCCGUGACGAGUACGAAGCCCACCAGGAGAGAGUGUUGGCCCGCAUCAGCAAACACAACAACCAGCAAGCCCUGUCCCACAGCAUAGAGGAGGGGCUGAAGAUACAGGCCAUGACCAGACUGCAGCGUGGCAAGAGACACACAGUGGAAAAUGGUAGCGGAGCUGAGGACAACGGGGACUCCUCCCACUGUAGCAACGCUUCUGUCCACAGCAACCAGGAGGCAGGUCCAAGCAUCAAGCGCACCAAGACAAGUGAUGAUAGCGGUUUGGACAUGGAUAAUGCUGCUGAGAAUGGGGGUGGGGACUCUGUGAUUGAUGGCGGGGCAAGUGAAAUAGAACUGGUGUUUAGGCCGCAUCCCACCCUGAUGGAGAAGGAUGACGGUCAUAACAGUGUGGAGUUUGUCCCCCGCUACAUUAAGACAUCCGGUAAUGCCACUGUGGAUCACCUGUCUAAAUACCUGGCUGUUCGAUUGGCUCUGGAGGAGCUGAGGAGAAACACUGAGGCCAGUCCUGUUAAUGUGGAGGCAGCUUCAGAGAAACAGUACACCAUCUACAUACCUACCGCUGGAAACCAGUUCACUGUUCUAAACGGUUCCUUCUCUCUGGAGCUGGUCAGUGAAAAGUACUGGAAGGUGAACAAACCCAUGGAGCUCUACUUUGCCCCUACUAAAGAACACAAGUAGACACCUGAAAACACACACCAAUACAUACACACUCACCAGUAAGAAGUAAACAGAUGGACUUGGCUACACCUGCACACAGAGAAACAAGAGGAGAGGAAUGUGUAUGCGUGAAGGAAACGAGAGGGGUUGGUGGAACCCUCCAAAGGACUCUUGUAAAAUGAAAAACCUUGUUUUAUAUUCUCUGUAUCCUUGUGUCUCUUUUUAUCAUUCUCUCAGUAGAAGGUAGCAGAUCAAUACAGCAGCCAGCAGGGAAAUUGAGGUAACCUGCUGCUGGAUUCUAACUCAAAAAACCAGGCUCCAUUCACAGUCUGAAGUAGGAAUGUGCUGGUUUUCCAAGUAAAUAUAUUGUAUUAUACCAUGGUUGUCACCAAAGGCCUCUUGAUUUUGGUCUGCCCCAAAUCAAUAUCAGAGAGAUUCUUUGGCUGCCGGUCCAAAGCAGUGGCCCUAGAACUCACUGAGAUACAUCCACCAGAGCGGUGGAGACCAAAGCCACCUGUGUGGACCAUAUUGUUAAGAUGGGAUUUGUGCUACAACCCACAGCUCCAACUUGACCAAGCUGGAAACAGCAUGAAAUAAUGCAGAAUACCUAGCUGAUGCCAACACUGUGGAAGCCCAUAAACAUAUACACAAAGAUACCACAUGGGAAUGUGCUUUUUAACUGUGCAUGCCCAUGUAACAUAAAUCUGACAUGUAGGGAAGCAAAGACAGGCCAUAAUAAUUAGACCUUUGUAUUCAGUCAAAAACCUGAGCCUCACUGAAUUUGUAGCAUUGGAUAUUUAUCCUUAAAAUUAGCUAUUGUAACUUAGGUAGUUUGAAUUCCCCUCUGACAUUUUCAGAUCAUUUUAGGUUUUGCUAUUUUCAAACUUUUUCACAGAUUCUUUUGGGCUUCUAGAGUCUAAACAGUUUGUAAUCUGACCUGUCUUUCUCGGAUCACAUGACUGACAUAGUGGGAGGGAUCAGACAGAUUCAGGAUCAUUUCAUUAUUUUGGUACCUUGGGUGUUUAAACUUUUCAUCUCAAAUGUUGGCAUCUGUAUUUCACCAAUCAAAUCCAGACAGCUUGACAGUGAAAAUAGGUUUUUGAUCUGAACAUACAAUGAAUUUGAGCAGCUUUAAUACCUUUAUUUUUAAUAGUAGACACUUUAAAUUUCUGUCUUUUUAUGAACAGACGUUUUUAAAGUUGCACCACCUACUGAAUAUUUGCGAGAAGGGAAUUCAAGCAGCAUAAAUUCAGACGUAUUUUAAUGUUUAGUACUACAUAAUCAGUAGCAGUUAAGGGUUAUAUGUCAAGCUUUUGACCUCUGCACGAUUUAUUUCAGUUCUCGUACAUGGCAGGUGGUGCCACAUUUACAACUGAUGCCAGUAUGCCCAAAUCACAGCAAUGCACCGACAAAGGCAGGGAAGAAGAAGAAGACUGCGUUUAAGGAAACACAGAUAUAAAUAAUUCGGGACUUAAAACCCUAGAAAACUGCCUUUGUUUUGUGAGGAAGAAAAUGCAUCCAGGACCUUUGAUAAUAACUUGUUUAUAAGAAAAUUCCACAGAGCACCAUUCAUUUCACCAUUAAAGGGCCAGUGGCCUCAGGAUAGCCUCAGGCAGAAACACCUCAGAUUCCUGAUGUGCCAAACAACACAUCGAAGAAACCAUAGCUUUUCUAGUGUAACCUGGCCCUUAGGUCAUAUUAAUAUUAUUAUUAUUCUUAGCUCUUGUAAAUAGAUCAGGUCAGACACGGAUUUAAACCACCUGGCACAGUGUGACGUGGCAUUAUCACAGUGUGUGUAAGGGCCUGUGAGAAAGUACCUGUUAAACUGCAUGUUUGAAUACUAGAAGAUUAAAAGUGCAUUUACACUGCGGAACCUGGGCAGUGCAAGCAGUUCCAGUUGCAUCUACUUAGUUAUACAGUAUGAAGCUGCACAGAUUGAAGCAGGCAAAUUAUUUAGUUUCUUUGUUUCUGAUCUAGUGUUCUCUAAACUUUUUUUUCUUUUGACAUCUGUCGUCAGAUUGGUGAAGGCUUGAAUAGUGAGAGCACCUAAUGAAUAGCGCUCUGGUGGCUCGCCUAGCAGCUGCUCUCCAGCUGUGCCACCAGCAGGGUUUGUACUGCUGUGGUUUGAAAAGAAUGAUGAUGUGGGGCAGUUACAUGUGUAACAGAACCAGCUUUACUGAGACUCAUUUGGAAACCUUGGGCUGUGAAUGUCUGGUAGAAUCUAGCGGCUGUUGUCUUGAUCUGUUGCCUGUUGUAGGAACAAACUGUCCUCUAAUAUCUGUGGCUGCUCUCUUUUGGCUUGUCCUUUUUAUAAAUGUCUUUUGUAACAUGGUGAGGAAGGAGUGUGUGUGUGUGUGCGUGUGUGUGUGAUUGGAAGAGGGUGGGGUGGGAGGGCAAUUUUACAGCACCACAGAGUACUGUAUGUCCUCUACUGUUUCAUCACCAGUUAAAGCCGACUGUCUGUCACAGAAGAUUAUUUUCUCACCAUCACUUUUUCCAGAAUGGGCGCUGACAUGACACCCAGUCCUGUCCUCAUCUACAGCUAAGGCGUUACAUUACAGAACACAUUGUAGUAUGUUGUGGUUGUGUCUCAGUCAGAGGACAGACACAUGCUGAGGGUUUGGUUAAAAGUUUGACUAGAGUUUGCUUCACUCCCCAUGUAGCUAACAGCAGGCUCUGAAUGUUUCCCAACGGGAAAGCCAAGAAACAUUGUGAUAGUGACAGUUUAAGUGUUUGAGCGAAUGUGAAACAAACGUUUUUUUAAUCAUAAAUGUCCCAAUAUUUAACCACCUUAUUUUAUUCUGCACCCAGCCUGGUCCAUCAUCAAGCUGAUAAGAGCUGCUGAACAAAGCACAACUAUAAACCACCAUUGCCAGGUGUUUUGAACAUGAUGCUGCUCGGUUUAACCGGCCUUUCUCUUUGUGAGCAGGGUGAUGCACCAGUGUAUGUGUGAGGAAUAACAUGAGACUUUUUUUUUUUUUACCAUGGCAGAAAAUGUUGCAUGCAUGAAGCUCCCUAAAUGAUGAGAAGUAUUGUAAUUGGGAUGCAAGUGAUGUUGUUAAAUGUGUUCUGUAUGCGCUGCCAUGGCUGCUGCUAAUGGCCACUUGGGGGCAUAUACACUAAUCAUAAGUGACUGGAUGAAUGGAUCAGUGUUUUUCCAUCACCAUUUGGAAAUGGGGCCUUAGUAGCUCAUAUCAGUUGUGGAAGAAACUCUGAGUACAGCGUGUGAGAUCAGAGGCAGCAUUUGUUUCAUGGGGCAGUGUCAGCUGGUGGUUACAGUAGUAACGAAAAGAACCAGGUUUCAACAGCGUGAUAAUCAGGGCACAGUAUUGUCACAUUGCUGGAUACAUAUUUCACUCCAUUAACAAAGAGAUGCCAGUUUUUGAUUUCACUUGAUGAAAACUUGCUGCAGUUUCCUCAACCUUCCAACUACCACUGGCCUUCACAUGUGCACUGCUCCUUGUGACCCACAUUAUUUAUGUUAACAUGACAAAAAUCUUCUUAACUCUAGGUCCACGUAACAGCUUUUUGCAGAGCUUUCAACCAUGUAUUACGGUAUAUGGAGUUUGCUCAUUGGUUGAGGUAUUUAAAAAACAAAAAUAAAAAACGAUCUCGAGUUAGGACUAUUUUGUCAAAGGUUGUUCUGGUCAAGAAUGUUGUUUCACAUUUGACUUCUGUUGUUCAUGUUCUACAUGUUAAUGUACCAAGUCAGUAUAUCCUGUUAACUUUAAUGUCAGUGUAAAUGGCUCAUUCAAACCACAGGGGACACUACAAGUUCAAGGGUUUCCCAUAUUUUUUAGUUUUAGGGAAGAGAGUAGUCUCAGAAGCUGAGGCGCCCUGGUAGGAGUGUGUCAGGGGUGUAAAUCAACUGCUCGAGACGGAACUCCAUGAAAACAGCUUCAUUCCUGUCUCAUUUGGCACUUGUGUGUCUGGUUAGCUGUCUGUAUGUGUGUAAGUGUAUACUGCAUCCUUGUUUGGACAAUAAACCUGAAUCUGUGUGUUCAACAUGGGGCACAGAGUGCUGUUGCUUAUGUUCUCACUAAUAAAAACAAACAAAAAAAAGUU
Molecule: messenger RNA, 5211 nt
Organism: Monopterus albus (swamp eel)
Lineage: Eukaryota; Metazoa; Chordata; Actinopteri; Synbranchiformes; Synbranchidae
Gene: rnf2
Product: ring finger protein 2
Exons: 9
Coding region: 133-1167 (344 amino acids)
Cellular component (GO): PcG protein complex; ubiquitin ligase complex
Molecular function (GO): chromatin binding; ubiquitin protein ligase activity
Source: RefSeq, a predicted model, not a curated record